CCACCAAUUUGUGUGAAUACAGCUUGUAAUGUACAACAUCUAAAAUGUCAGAAAAUAAGAAAAUCCCCUUGCCUGGAAAGCAAGAAUUACCUACGAAUCAAUAUAUGUAUGAUUUAAUUUCGGAAAAUAACAACCUGCCAUCUACCGGGAAAACACCCGCUUAAACGGAAGUAAACAUGUGUCAGCCAUGUUAAUGAUUCUGAACUUGAAAAAUCAUGAAAAAUGUUCAAGAAAGAAUACUAAGUAGGUCCUAACUGAAAAAAAAUUAUUCUGCAGCUUGAAAAAAAAUGUUUUGAAAUUGGAGUCUGACAUUAAUUUUUCUGCUUUAAAACGUCGGGGCAUUUGAAUGAUUUGAUGUGUUGCUUUGUUUUGAUUGUUUGACAAAACACCGUCGGAUCAACAAUUUGUUUCAGAAUUGUAAGAGAACAAUUUAACUGACUACAUGGUUAAAAUGAGCAUUUCGUCAGUACCGUCUGCAGGGUCUAGUGCUCGAAGUACCCCUGUACCGACGCAGAAUUCACCGGGGCCAGGACCAUACAAACCGAUUACUCCCAGCCAAUAUGGAGCAUCAAUCGGUAAACAGAGUGACGAGGAACUCCGAAGAAAGGGGGUAGAUGAUCUCCUACGCAUGGUGCGACGUCUUGAGUCGGAAAACAGGUCAAUCAUUGCUGAACACAGUGGUAUCAUCAAGGACGUAAAUCGACGUAUUCAGGUUUACAAUCUAGAAAUGAGGGGUCUGAAGGAUAUUAACCAAAAAUUACAGGACGACAAUCAAGAACUGAGAGACUUGUGUUGCUUUCUGGAUGAUGACAGGCAAAGAAGCCGGAAGCUGGCACGUGAGUGGCAGCGCUUCGGUCGAUACACUGCGUCAGUCAUGAGAAGUGAGGUGUCCGCAUACCAAGAAAAACUCAAAGCUCUGGAAAGCAAGCAGGAUGAACUUAUCUCAGAAAACUUGGAACUUAAAGAGCUCUGUUUGUAUCUUGAUCAGGAGCGUGUCCAUUUUACCCAAACAAGAGAUGAUGGGGAUGGUAGCAGUAAUAGUACAACAGCUGGGAAUGAAGAAAGUGUACAGUCACCUCAGAUUCCUGAUGUAGCUGUGACCAAUGAAUUGAACAGAAGAGAUUCAGGUCAAGGUUACAUACAGCAGUUAGAGACACAAGUUAAACAGCUGGAAAAAGAGAAAUCAGAUUUACAGAAGUCAGCACAAAGAUUUCCAAGUUCAUCCAAUGAUAAACAGUCCCCGAGUCCACCCUCUCACCCACAACUCCGAGGUUCUCCUGUCAAACCAGUGCAGAGCCUUUUCCCCACUGAACAAAGAGGUACCCCAGUGGGUAAAAAUGGAGGGGAUCAUCACUCCUCUACCCCCAGCACCCCCAGCACUGUGGCAGAGACCCCCUCCAAACCAGAGGCUGUUGUGCAUGCUAUGAAGGUGUUGGAAGUCCAUGAACAGUUAGAACGCCCUAAGACUGAGGUUGGUGGGGAAAAUCUAGAUGACAAAGAAAAGGCCAUUGUCAGAGAAAUGUGCAAUGUUGUAUGGAGGAAACUAGGGGACACUGGAUCUGAAAGAAGAACCCCACACCCUGUCUAUGAGAAUAUUCCACCACCCCCACCACCAUUACCCCCUCCCCAUAGGCAGCCAACACACACUCAAAUGGGUGAAACAAGAAAGCCACCAUUAUCAUCUAAUGCUCCCAAGGACUAUCAACAGAAUAAUUCCCAGAGUUACCUCCCUUCUCAAACAUCACCACAGUACAAUGCACCAUCAGAUCCCUUUGGCCAUUCUUCUCAGCCCUCUACCCCAGGGGGCCCCAUUCUUCAAUGCAAUACUACAGUCCCACAUCCAGGAUCUUCCCAUACAGUGCAUUCUCACAACUUACCCCACUACCAGCAAUAUAGAUCCCCACCUCCCCAGUACCCUAACGAGAGACCCCCUACUUCCGUGUCCUCCUACGAUAGUGACCAUAGCUCCUAUCAUUCAAAGUCUUAUGACAGGCCACACCUACCCUCUAAUUUCUACAAUGAUAGACAGGGGAACAAAAGCCAGCAUGACCAAUCACAUGCUCAGUAUCAGCAUAGGGCAAGUUCACAUUCAGACCUGGUACCACCCCCUUCUCCCAGACAGCCCUACAAGAAAAAUUACUCCAACUCAGAUGUCAGAGGGAGAGAUCACAGAAGGGGGCAGAUUCCAGCACAGGAGGCAUAUAAUUAUAACCAAGAACUGAAGGAUAGAGGAAGACCUAGAGAGAGCAGUGCUUCACGGGAGGUGCGGGAAGGUAGCUAUUCAAGAGAGCAAAGUGCCUCAGAAAAAGGUGAUCCUAGGUUAAAGAGGGAUUCCCGUACUCCAGAUCCUUGGGAUUUCAGAAAUCCUAGACAUGAGGCCAUUUCUAAAACCAGUAAAGGGUCCUAUCACUGAUAAGUAAUUUUACUUUAUGUUUCUGGGGACAUAAUCCUUGGAUUUGCAAUUUAUUUAUUGCAUGUAUACAAAUUUACACGUAUUUUUUCUCUCAAUUAAUUUGUAGAUUUAUUGUUAUUGAACAAAUAUUUUGAAUAUUAGAAUUUGACAUUACAGCAUUUAUGGUGUGACGUGCCAUGACAAGCAUUUACAUGUUGGAACAACCAUUCCUUUGCAAUCUCAAUUAAAAAAAGAGUUAUUCAGUGCAAGUGUUAGGUAAAAAU
This is a messenger RNA of Saccostrea cuccullata (small rock oyster), 2676 nucleotides long. RefSeq names its product coiled-coil domain-containing protein 85C-B-like. The transcript has 6 exons. The coding region runs from base 443 to 2413 and encodes 656 amino acids. Lineage: Eukaryota; Metazoa; Mollusca; Bivalvia; Ostreida; Ostreidae. The record is from RefSeq and is a predicted model, not a curated record.